CUGCGCCUGCGCCUGCGCCUGCGCUCUUCGGUAGGUCGCGUCCGCUUCCCAGCGGUGCCCUCGCCUGGCGCGCCUGACACCCCUCACCUCCCCUCUCGCGGCGUAAGCUUAAAACUUCCAGCCUCCGGGGGGAGGGGCGUUGUGGGGCGGCCCGAGCCCGGCGGCAAAGUACUUGCUGUCUUCCUUCGCCUUCUACCUUCCCUCUUCUCAACGUUCUCGCUUCCAGCUUGUCCGCCGCUGGCUCCUCACACUAGGGCCGUCUCCCGACACCGACGCAGGCCUCUCCAGACGCCGUACAAAAGGAAGGAUCAGGGACUGGCACAAGGAGAAGGAGGAGUUAGAAGGAUGCCACGGAGAAAGAAAAAAGUUAAAGAAGCUUCUGAAUCUCAGAACCUGGAGAAGAAGGAUAUGGAAACCACAAGUUCUGUCAGUGUGAAGAGGAAGCGUAGAGUUGAAGAUACAUUCAUUGUGAUAUCUGAUAGCGAUGGAGAGGAACCAAAGGAGGAAACUGAAUUGCAGAAAAUGAAGACAAAACAAUCAAAUAGAGCAAAGUGUUUGGCUAAAAGAAAAAUUGCACAGAUGACAGAAGAAGAACAGUUUGCUUUGGCUCUCAAAAUGAGUGAGCAGGAAGCUAAGGAUAUGAACACGCAAGAAGAGGAAGAAGAAGAGCUCUUGAGGAAAGCCAUUGCUGAAAGCCUGAAUAGUUGCCGGUCUUCUGAUGCUUCUGCUACCAGAACUCGUCCUCUGGCCAUUGGACCAUCUUCACAUUCCCACCAAGAGAAAACCACAGACUCUGGGACCACUGAAGGCAUAUGGCAGCUGGUACCUCCAUCACUGUUUAAAGGCUCACAUAUCAGUCAGGGAAACGAGGCUGAGGAAAGAGAGGAUCCUUGGGACCACACUGAAAACACUGAAGAGGAGCCGGUCUCUGGCAGCUCAGGAAGCUGGGACCAGUCAAACCAGCCAGUGUCUGAGAAUGAGAACGUUAAAUGUUUUGGCAGAUGUACUGGUCACUUGGCUGAGCACACACAGUGUGGGAAGCCACAGGAAAGUACUGGGAGGGGUUGUGCUGUUCUCCAGGCUGCCCAGGGUAGGGGGGACACAUCUAGGCGCACUCUGCCUAUCCCAGCAGAUGUGAAAGGUCUCCAGGACAUUGGAGACACUGUGCACUACUUCUGGGGUAUUCCAUUCUGCCCUGCUGGAGUAGACCCUAACCAGUAUACCAAAGUCAUUCUCUGUCAGUUGGAGGUUUAUCAAAAGAGCCUAAAAAUGGCUCAGAGGCAGCUCUUUAAAAAAAAGGGAUUUGGGGAACCAGUGUUACCUAGCCCUCCUUCUCUGAUCCAGAAUGAAUGUGCCCAAGGAGAUCAGGCUAGCGAAAAAAAUGAAGGCAUCUCAGAAGAUAUGGGAGAUGAAGACAAAGAGGAGAGGCAGGAAUCUAGGGCAUCUGUCUGGCACUCAAAAACCAAGGAUAUUCAAGAAAACCAAAUUAAAAGCUUGAAACAGAAACUUUUGUUGGAGGAAGAACCAACAACCAGUCAUGGUCAGUCUUCCCAAGGGCUGUUUGUUGAAGAAACUUCUGAAGAAGGCAGCUCUGCACCUGGUUCACAAAGCAUUGCUACUUUGACCAGUAAGAGAAGGUUACUCCUUAUGCCAGAGAGUUCUGCAGAAGAAAUUACUGUUUGUCCUGUUCUGGAGGCUGGGGAAUCCAAGAUCAAGGCGUCGGCAGAUUCGGUGUCUGAGACACAGCUAAGUUCCCCUGAAACUUUUGACCUUGAAAGAGAAGACUCUUCAGGUAGCCGGAAGACCCUGGAUGAAGUAAAAAUAAUUAUGAGAGAUAAGGAGGUUGGUAACAGGGAAGAUGGUGAGAAGGAAACACCUAUUUCUACCUUUUCAUCUAGUAACCAGGUAUCCUGCCCACUGUGUGACCAAGGCUUCCCAGCCACACAGAUUGAGCGACAUGCUAUGUACUGCAAUGGUCUAAUGGAGCAAGAUGCAGUGUUGACUCGGAGACAAAGAGAGGCCAAGAGCAAGAGUGACAGAGGGACAGCUGCACAGACUUUCCUAGACAUUGACAAAGUUGAGAAGUGUUAUCUGUGUAAAUCCCUGGUCCCAUUUGGAGAGUAUCAAUGCCACGUUGACUCCUGUCUCCAGCUUGCAAGGGGUGACCAAGGAGAUGGGCCUGAAGGGAGUGGUAAAGCAUGUCCAGUUGUGAAAAGGAAGCGACUGAAGAACUCAAAGGAAAAAGGCCACAAUGAAGGCCGUCUCCUCAAUCUCUUGGAACAGUCUGAGCAAAAUACUAUAGAUGCAGAGAUAAAGACCAAGUCUUCAGAAAUAGGAACUUUCAGGUUGCCUUCAGAGGAAGAGGCAGGCUGCAGCAGAGCAAUGCAAAGCUCCCUCAUACAUCUCAACUUAAAUGAAUCUCCCAUCAAGUCUUUUGUUUCCAUUUCAGAAGCUACAGAUUGCUUAAUAGACUUCAAAAAGCAACUUGCUAUCCAUCCAGGUAGCCGAAAACGGACCAAAGCAAGCAGAGGAAGAAGAAGAAAACACUGACUUUUUGGGUCCAAAAAUUGACAAAACAAUUAAUAAUAAGGGUGGGCCAUGUUCAUUAAGCCAUA
Molecule: messenger RNA, 2615 nt
Organism: Fukomys damarensis (Damara mole-rat)
Lineage: Eukaryota; Metazoa; Chordata; Mammalia; Rodentia; Bathyergidae
Gene: Uimc1
Product: ubiquitin interaction motif containing 1
Exons: 17
Coding region: 346-2550 (734 amino acids)
Biological process (GO): positive regulation of DNA repair; double-strand break repair
Cellular component (GO): BRCA1-A complex
Molecular function (GO): histone binding; DNA binding; K63-linked polyubiquitin modification-dependent protein binding
Source: RefSeq, a predicted model, not a curated record